GAUCACUGUGCUUUUUAUUUCAGACUCCCACACAGAGAGCAGAGCUGACACGCGAAACGGAGACCAUGUGAAGCCGUUCUGUGAAAAAUGUAACGUUCUUCAGAGACCAGUCUAUGAACUUGUCAAACCAACAAAAAUCUGUGAAAAUCGAUGGCAGUUGACACUAGAGGAGGAGGGAGUGUAUGAGUGCUCAGAGACCGGGCUGGUGUUCGAGGUGUCCGAGAAGGUCCGGAUCCGCUACCGUGUCCUUUCGUGGAGCAAAUUCGGCGCUUUCCUGAGUGACUCGUGGAAGUUUGCCGGACCUAUUUUUGAUGUGGACUGUGAUCCUACCAUGCUCAAGUCUAUCCAGUUUCCUCAUUCACUCUGUCUAGCAGAUCAAGACAAUGAAGUAAAGUUCAGCGUCCUGCACGUGAAGGACGAGCGAGGCCUCAUCGAGCCGUCCGUCGAUCACUCGCGCAGUCACAUAAAGUGGAACGUGUCGUCUCUGUCUCCAGUGGGCCCGGUCGUGCAGACGUCGAAGCCAGCCGAGCACCACGGGGUGGUCCAGGUCUAUAAGGAAGUGGGCCAGCAGGACUCGUACUCGUUCAGGGUCUACCUCGCUACCAACAACGACUCCGACAUCGCUGACAUUAGAAAGGAGGUAAGAACCGCAAAGAAAAAGUACAUGAAGAUCGAAAAGCCGCCUCAGUGCCAGAAGCUGCUGGAGGAGAACAGGAAGUACCGUCUGAUCAGCGAGCCCCAGGGGGACAUCACGCCCGAGGACAUCCAGUUCACACUGGCUGUGGUGAAGAUGAAGGGUUACUUCGAGGCAUUCUUCGAGCAGCGACCUCCGUUCAAGCUCUCCCUAAUCGAAUCAGAGUCCGAGCAAACCGUGUGGUCGGCUACCAUUCGAGAAGGGGACUGUAUAGAGAAUGCUGUUGAAAAACCCCGAAGUCGAUCAUGCAGUCGGAAGCGAAACUCCAGCAUGUCGGACACGGAGCCGAUCUGUAAGAAAUCUCGCUGGUGUGAUGAGUCAGACGGUGUGAGUAGUAAAGACAAUAAUAAAUACAUGAGCGAUCAGGAGCUGAUGCAGCUGGCCAAAUGCUUGGGGAAGGAGUGGAAAGUCGUGGCUAUUGCCUACCUGAAUCUAACCAAACAAGAUUUGGAGGAGAUCGAAAUGACGAACGAGCUAUCGGUCAUGAUGAAUUUCAACAUGCUGUAUCGUUGGAGGAGUCGGCAGCCGAAGGGGGAGGCCGGAGUCACGCAGCUGUACGAGGCACUUAACCAGGAAGACGUGCCCAGAGAGGUCAUUAACAAACUGGAAGAUAUGCAGCGCAGUGAUUCCCCCAAAUAAGUCCAGGACUUUCUUGGAUGGUUGUUUUUUUUUAUUUUCUAGAUCAUCUCAGCCAUGCAUUCUGGAGCCUUCAGCUUUAAAGACUGUAUAUCUCUCAGGGUCUGUCCUAUUUCAGAAUCUUUUUUUGUUUGUUUGUUUGUUUUUUUUGGAAGUAUUCUGUCUAAAAUUUUCAGCUUCUUUUAGACAGAUUUGUGGGAAGCCAUUGUUCAUAAAUGGGAAAAUGCAGGCCAUUUAUAUUAAUUCUCUUAUUAUGAAGCAAGGACGAAGCCGAAGUACACAAUAAUGAUGUCGAUAAUAAUGGUGCUGCAAAUUAGAUCACGAGAGCUCAGCUCUGUAAUUACUUGAGUGUAUAGGUUCUGUAGGUCCUGUGUAUUUUUGUUGUUGUUGUUCGUGUGUCAAUCUUUUUUAUCAUGUUUUUGUCAUGGCUUUACCACUCCAAACUUUGUGUUGACUCAGAGGAGCGCCCAAUCAUGUGCACGCUUUUGGAGCAUUUGGACCAGUUUGUGUUAACUCUAAAAUAUUCCUUUUUUUUCUUUCAAUUGUGGCAGCAAAAAAGCACUGGUAGCUUUUUAAAUUCAGUAACACUUUCUGUGAAGGCUAAAUGUCAUUAUACAAAUUGCUAUAUAUACUGUAUUUACAACAGAAGAGCAUUACAGUUAUGCUUUUAUAAUGCGUUCAUGCAUUUGCUGAUAAAAUUGAGUGGCCUUGUAUUAUCAUUGCUACACCUUCCUAUAAUGCAAAGUUGGCCUUGAUAAUAUGAUGAAUUAUUAACUAAUGCAUCAUGCACAAUAACAAUAGAUAGCGCAUAAUAAGUAUAACUGCGUUCAAUGUUUAUCAUUGACACGACCUUCACAGAUUACAGUUUUACUGAAUUUUUUCUUUUAAAAAAAAAAAAAAAUGUUGUAAUGUAAUGUAAAUAGUCUGUGUAUUUUUAGGUUUUUGUAUAUAUAUAUUUGAUAGCGUAUAUUUCUUUUUCUCAUAUGUAAAAUAGAUUCCGUAGAGAGUGGUAACUGCUAUGCAGUCUUGAUGCCAUCUGAUCUCUGAUGCAGCUCAGAUUCCAUCACACUUAAUACAUGUUUUUUGCAACAUGUGAUCUAAAGGUGGAAGAAUGUAUGUCUCUAUAUUAGGGCUUACAAUUUGAUUCAUUCAUUCAUUGCAAGGGAGCGCUUUGUCCUGGUCAGGGUCAUUGUGAAUCCAGAGUCUAUGCUGGGAAGACUGAGUGUGAAGCGGGAAUACGGAGCAAACGGGACAAUAAUCCAUCGCAGGGCAUCACGCACACUUGACACAUGCACUAGGGGCAUUUUAGCAAAGUUAGUCCACCUUAAAAAACACCUGGUUUGUGUUUUUGGGUGGUGGAAGGAAAACAAAGAACUUGUAGGGAACCCAUACAGAUAUUGGGAAAAAAAUGUGAAACUUCACACAAAGCUCAGGAUUGAACAGGGAGCUAUAAAGAAACAAUGCUGAAGGCUUGAAUAAUACAGUAUGUCAACCUCAAAGUGACCAUUUAAAGGUUUGUGGUCCAAGUAUGCAAAUCUAUUCUCAGCAUCCUCACACUUAAGAUAAAUUGGAAAAUAAAGGAACCAUAAGCCAAUUUAAAAGCCAUUGCUGUGUUCAAAAUUGUAUAAUUGUACUGUAAAGUAGCAUGUCCUGAUGUAUUUAUUAUACAGUACAUACUAUCCCUCAUGUUUUUUGUUUUUUGUAUAUCAAUGAUAUAGCUACCUGCUUGUCCAGUUCCCUAGUACCCAAGCAAGCUAGCCACAACGUACUAAUAUUAGUUAUAGGACUAACUAGCCAUUUAGUCUUUGUUGACAGAUGUUAGUUACAGUAGCAGUAGAAUUCAGUUUUUAUGUCAUUUCAGUUAUAUGGAGGGGUUAAAAAAACAUCAUAACAUAACAUGUUACAUGUAUAGUUGCUGCUGCCUUCUUCAUCAUAGAUUUAAGUUUAUUUUUUAGCUUAUUUCCAUCUAGGCAUUUUUGGUACUGAGAAUAUAAAUGAAUUACUGUAGUUAGAUACUGCAUUCAUAAAUAAUAGUAGGUUCAGUAAAUACAUGCCAUUACAAACAUAGUCCAUGGCUUAAGAGAUGUCUUUAAUGUAAAUUUAAGAUGAAUUUAAUAGAAAGGCGUUACUGUAGGAUGCAUCAUAGGGAGAAUUCUGGGUGUUUACAUUUGAGCUAAUGGGAAAAUACAAAGCACUCAGAUUUUUUUUUUUUUCAUUGUAUCUAGAAAACCUUCAAAUGAAUAUUCACAUAAAAAGCAGUCACGCAACAUUAGUGCAUUCGGUUUAAAUGCCAGGAACAGAAAUAUUACCAUACUGUAUCAUGCAUCCAGCAGACCGCUUUAAACCCAUGACCUUCUGAUCAUUAGGUCAACAUUUUAACCACUGAACUGCUCCGAUAGAUGUGAUGUCAAAGGAAACUACUGAACAACGUGGUGGUGUGAAUUAGUUUUACCACACCAGUAUCGAUUAUGUUCCUUUGACAGCAUGCGUUAUUCUUUAUAUACCAUAGCAUUCUCUUGAAAUGGUUUAAAAAUAGUUAGUUGCCACUACAGCUUUAUUUCUAACUGUUUCACUGACAUUAAAGAAAAACAUGUGCCCAUUAGAACUUUGCUCUUAUUAUUUGCCUGUUAAGCUGAUAAGUGGUUCGAAAAUGAGGAUUUGCAUACAGGAAAUCCUUUGUCUGUCAUCUUUUGAGACCAUGGAACGAUUGUGUUUUGUUUUUUAUAUUGCUGUAUCUACCAUAAAAACAUGACUGAAUAAACAUGACUGUUAAACCUUGA
Messenger RNA from Clarias gariepinus (North African catfish), 4110 nucleotides. RefSeq lists its product as uncharacterized. Bases 332 to 1333 code for a protein of 333 amino acids. Gene Ontology annotation, biological process: mRNA export from nucleus; regulation of DNA-templated transcription elongation. Lineage: Eukaryota; Metazoa; Chordata; Actinopteri; Siluriformes; Clariidae. Gene Ontology annotation, cellular component: THO complex part of transcription export complex. The record is from RefSeq and is a predicted model, not a curated record. The transcript is spliced from 11 exons.